Messenger RNA from Epithele typhae, 684 nucleotides. RefSeq lists its product as uncharacterized. The transcript is spliced from 8 exons. Bases 1 to 684 code for a protein of 227 amino acids. The record is from RefSeq and is a predicted model, not a curated record. NCBI's taxonomy places the organism in Eukaryota, Fungi, Basidiomycota, Agaricomycetes, Polyporales, Epitheliaceae.
AUGGCCUCCCUCUUUGUCCUCAUAGCACUGGCGCAGACCGUCCAGGUCGCUACGCAAGGUUCAAAUGCCACAUGCAAACCUGAGUUCCAAUGGAUGGACAACUCGUUGGGCCAGAAUCCAUGUGUACUUUCCUCGUGGCUGCAAGUACCGUGCACGGGUUCGGCAGUGUGCCAGGGUUUAUCGGCUGCGACCUACCCCUUCGAUAUCCCAAUUGGGACCGCUUUGCCCGCAUGGGCAUAUUUACCUGUCGCCUCUAGUAAAGAAUGGGAUGUUGCCGCUGGUGAAGCUCUUACUGCUGACGAAUAUUACCACCUCCGGCGCCACACCUUCCACCCUAUCUGGUACUUCUACAAGCACGACUUCAACCACGUCUCACACCCCUACACCCUCUGGCGGAGCGUUGUCGUCGACCACUACAAGCACAAAAAGGAGCGCCGCGAACAACUCCCGACCGCUUACACUCACACCCCCACCUCGAAGUACGAACAGGACCCCAAAGGGGCUGAUCCAGCAUUUGAUCGGUCCCUCAGUGAAAAUGUGCAUGGCGGGGUGGACGAAUACUCCGACGAGGUGGUGCACUCGCUAUCGUUCUCCUCGCCUAGUGAUGUGCCGUUUUCCCCGAGUAGUUCUCUUAAACCUCUACGGGCACAGCAUGGAUAUAGUCAUAAGCCGGAGAUUCAAUAG